This is a messenger RNA of Rhipicephalus sanguineus (brown dog tick), 8332 nucleotides long. RefSeq names its product BTB/POZ domain-containing protein KCTD5 (gene inc). Gene Ontology annotation, cellular component: Cul3-RING ubiquitin ligase complex; cytoplasm. Gene Ontology annotation, biological process: proteasome-mediated ubiquitin-dependent protein catabolic process; protein homooligomerization. The record is from RefSeq and is a predicted model, not a curated record. NCBI's taxonomy places the organism in Eukaryota, Metazoa, Arthropoda, Arachnida, Ixodida, Ixodidae. The transcript is spliced from 5 exons. Bases 25 to 717 code for a protein of 230 amino acids. Gene Ontology annotation, molecular function: cullin family protein binding.
CAUCGGAGAGAGGGGUUCUUCAAGAUGGCGGGCCGGGACCUCAACUCCACGGCCGACAACGCCGACGAUAACCCAUCGGCGACCGAAAACGCGAAGUCCGGCGCAUCGGCGAAGCAGUCAAAGAACACACAGUGGGUCAAACUGAACGUCGGCGGCACCUGCUUCCUGACGACGCGCACCACGCUCUGUCGCGAUCCCAAAUCGUUCCUCUACCGACUCUGCCAAGAGGAUCCCGAACUCGAUUCUGACAAGGACGAGACGGGAGCCUACUUAAUAGACCGCGACCCAACCUACUUCGGCCCCAUUCUUAACUACCUGCGGCAUGGGAAGCUGGUCAUUAACAAGGACCUCGCAGAAGAAGGGGUGCUGGAAGAGGCCGAGUUUUACAACAUAGCGGAGCUGGUGAAGAUGGUCAAGCGGCUGAUCCAGGAGCGCCAGCAGCACCACAAGUCGCGUGACGCGCGCAAGCACGUCUACCGCGUCCUCCAGUGCCACGAGGACGAACUCACGCAGAUGGUGUCCACCAUGUCCGACGGCUGGCGCUUCGAGCAGUUGAUCAACAUCGGUUCGUCGUACAACUACGGCAAUGACGACCAUGCCGAAUUCCUCUGCGUUGUGUCGAGGGAGUACCCCAGCUCCUCGUCGCACACGACAGACCGUGAGUUUGAGCCAACUGACCGGGCGCAGCUCAUUCAGCAGAAGGCUGCCCGCAUGUGAAGAUUCCGGCAAGGAAAAGAGCGACGACCGCUUCGGCCUUUUUUCCAUCGUCCCUUCCUUCCCCACCUAUCGUCGAAGUCGUGAUUAUCGUCGGCGCCGUCUGGUAACACAUUUUUUCACUCUGGGCCAUCCGCGCCGCUAGAGGGGUCAUGUUGCCACAGCUGCGGUGACGAGGAAGAAAGUGCUGGACGGUGUUGAGACGCCGACGGGCAUCGCGCCACAUUUGUGCCGCCGAGCAAGAAAACACAAAAAGGCUCGUCGUCUGUGACACUCGUUUUUUGUACAAAGAUGCGCCCCUCCCCCCCCUCCCCAAUCCCUUCUUGUGCACGUGUUCUCUCUCGUCGGCCUGGUGGCAUUGAAUCCCCCUGCGGACUUAAGCAGAGCGUGCAUGGUGUGCUGCGGCUUUCGUGCGCGUUCGUGACUCGCUGCCAGCCCAACGUACUUAAAAGAGAAAAAUGAAGUUUGCCAUUCCGGCUUUGGGGCACCAUCCUGAUGCGGCGGACGAACAAUUUGUGGUGACUGGAGUGUGUUGUUAUAGGUGUGGGUGAGGGGCACCGUGGAAAGCGUUUCGAUUGGUCGGUGAGAGGUCGUGAUUUUAGUGGAGUGUUUCGAGCCCCGACGUCUGUGGGUUUCACUUGUAGUAGAAGUGCUGAUGUUGAUCGGAGGGAAGGGAGGUGAGUUCCUCGUGGAGUGUAGUGUUGCGACGAUUUUCCUGGUGUUCUGCUUCGUCAUGUGGCUUUUGUUUUCACAUGACUCCGUUUUGUUUCGUAAGUCGAGGGUCUGACCGACUCUCAUCUGGUCGGGAUGACUCAUUGGUAAAAACAUUGAAGGACGCCGACCGAGGCGAAAAAUAUUUGCUGACGUUUUGUCAACAAGGCACCCGCGUGGGAACCGAUACGUUGGUAAAUAUUUUUCGGCCUGAUCGGCGUCCUUCUGUUUUGUUUGUAAAGCAAAUGUGGUGAUGUGAUUAAGUAAGCUGGGUGCAAUCUGUGUAUUGAGUAUAUUGUUUACGAUAUUCCUCACUCCCUUAAAGUUCAAAGGAUGAGCGUGAAACGGUUUUGUAAUGUUUAGCAUAUUUACUUCGGUGCUUACUGCGGUAGACACCACAAAAGAUUUUGUUUGCAUUCGGCGCCUCCCCCCAUUCAACACACAUGUGCUUCAACACCAUUUCGUGUUUUUCGGACGGGUGGAAGAAAGCGUGCCGAUUUCCACACAAAACCGAUUUGCUGCAUUUCCACUGUUCUCAAGCGGCCAUUCGCUUUCGGUAACGAGUGGAAUGUGAUUUGAGAGAUUCCUUAUGAAUGCUGCCAUAUUGUUUUAAUUUGCAUUGAGAUUUUUGUAAAAUGUGCAGCGUUCCUCAACGACUUUGUUGGCGUUUGUCGUAAGUGUGUUGGUAGGGUUAGGCAGUUGAAGCGACGCGUCUGCCUGUGAUUGGAACCAGUGCCCAAGGCCUACGGAGAAAGCUCUUUUGGAUGUUGACCGCACGCUCGUUUGGAGUGGAGAAAGUUGCAAGCAGCUGGAUAUCACUUCGGUGAGAGUAGUGACCAGUAGCAAAGAUGGGAGACUAGCGGACCAAUACCGUACCAUGUAAUACGGAACACCGUACCAUGGAAUACGGAAUACCAUUUCGUUUUGUGUGUGUCAUCAUGCUUCAUGUCACAUCUGUGUAGGCGCCAACAUAUUUCAAUAUGGCCAAUUAAAAGCGCUCUACAGUUGAAAACUGCUCUAUGCUUUUCAUUGGCCAUUUCGAAAAAUUUCGGGGGCCCGCCUAGUUUGUGGCGCAAAGCGUGACGCCACAGAGCUAAUGGAAUGGUAUUCCGUAUUCUGUGUUACGGUAGUGGCCCCUAGUGUUAAGCUUGCACGCGGCACCGGACAUAACAUUUCCAGUUUGAAGCGCUGGUUAGGGGAAACACUCUCAUUACUCUAGCCUUCAGCGCAGAGGCAGGCAUAGGUAGCAGUGUAGAAGGUAAUGUUGCCGUCUAGUCUGCGCUCUCCACAGUCCCAAAUUCCCUUACUUUCCUGCGUCUCCCGUUAGCCACGGGGUCAACACGAUGAAUAAGUGGUUUCAACGAUCACCAACUGUUUUGCCUGCACACGUGGCCCACAGUUUGUAACGCUUGCAUUCUCCGUUUUUUCUACAUGAUGUCUCGGCACGCAGCGUCUGAGACAGAGCGCGUACAUGCGCUGCUGCCGUCUUUUCACACUGAGAAUGUUUCUAACUAGUGUGUUUACUACAUUGUGUGCGUGUGUUUGUGGUGCGUGGUCAUAGUGGUUACCUAUAGCAUCGUGCACAUUGUUUCCCUUGCUGAUGUCUGGCUGCCUUCAUGUGACUUGUCAGCACUUUCGCUACCCAGUUACGUGCUCUGGCGCUGUGUGCAGCGAUUGCGGAGCCAGGUGGGCUCGGAAGGCCUGUCAGUGGAAGGUGUGAACGAACUACCUUUCUUAAUGCCUGGAAGAAUCGGCACUGUCCGUUUUGAUGUAUCUAUUGUUUUUAUGUCGCCAUUGACAGAGCCUUUUUUUCGCAUCUGAAGGGCUGAUGUCGUCACUAACGGCUAGCUCACUUCAGUUCUCCUUCUGGUAAUAGGAUGUUUUAGCAGUGCUGGUUUACCGUACGGAAAGUACGGUAAUACUAUACCAGCUGCAGCAUGCAUAUGUGCAAAUGUUACCAUAUGGAAACUCUUUUUGUAAUGUAUACUGGGUCUAUCCAUGAUGUUCAGUAAGCUAGGCAUUGUGAAAAAGGCAUUACUUGCCUUGUAAUAAAUUUCAUCUCUUCUAUCGCUGAGACGCUAAGCUCUACUAUCCAUAAUCUUAUUAAUUUUUCCAAUAACAAUAUCAGAGAGUUUACUUUAUCUGUAAACUUCUUAGUGAUAGCAUUUUUCCUCCUUAUGAUAGCCACAAACUUGAUGGCACCGCCUGUCCAGCCUGACAGGUAUUCUGCUUCAUUGUUGGUGUACGUUUUCGGCAGCGGCAUGAUUCCAGAUGCGUUGGCUUUAAAAGUUUUUAACAAGGACACUAGGUGAAACGAUUAUUCCGUGAUCGGCAUGAAGCAGUCUACAAUUCCUGUAGUAAGGCUCUGUUAUACUCUGACUUUCCCGACCCGCACGCAUGAGGACGCAUGUUGUCACGUCAAGCUGGCGAUGCUACGCCAGGCGCAAAUCGGUCUCCGCUAUAGUUUAGCCGGUUCCAACGUGCUGGCGCGAUCGCAGCUCGAGCAGCGCAUGCACAGGAAAGCGAAGAAUGCGCUGCACCACCUGUCGGGAACCAGUGAAACAGCCCGCGAAGCAGGUUCCUGUACAUCCGAGUCCGGCGCGGCCGGCACGAAAUGCAGCAGGAGCUAUUCGGAGCCAAGCGACACCCGAGCGCACCAGGAGCCGUCGGCUGCAUCAGCGGUCAGCCGACGCCAGACUAUAGAGGGCUGUGUUUGGCUAACGUAACGUUGCUGUAAUGCACGCGUGGGUGCGGACGUUACGCUGGAAUAUAUCAGCCCCUUUAGCCACUGCCAUCAUCAUUUACCGUACUCGUAGAGAAACUCACGGAGCUAAAUUGUUUUCGGGACUGUGGCAUGCAACUAUGGAAUGGUAAUACCGUAGCGUAUGCGGUACAGUAUUACCAUCACUGCUAAAGUGCCCUAUUACCAGUUCGUAUGGUUACGUGAACACUCACCAGGCUUGAUGAUGAUGAUGAACAACUUUUCCUGGUUUUCGUGAUUGUUUACGAAGCUUUGUGGGGUGACUCUGCAGCAUGGAAUUACGGAUGCUCUGUGUGAUCCCCUUGGCAGUGACAGGCUCUGGCACUGACCCAGAUACUGCCAGCUUUCCUAGCCUCACGCUUGUUUAUUAGGCUUUGUAAUAAUUAAUGAUCAAGAUAUUUUUUUCCCUUUCAUUCUUUUUUCAUAUCAUCUUUAUGGCAUUGAACUGGCCAAUACUGCUACAGGGCUGCUGACAUCUUUUUUUUUUAAGACUCAUCAUUUUCCCUAGUAAAUGAAGGUUCGGGAAUUCAAAAGCACAGGAAAAGUACUACCAUGCCUCAGAGCACCAUCAGUUUUAAUAGAUUUUCUACAGCCACAGAAACGGUUAUAGUAAAUCAUUUAUGGCGCUCUGAGCAGUGGGCGUAUUGCUUUCCAUGGGUUUGAAGUCCCACACCGUGACUUGACGAAAAGAAACAGAAAAGUAAAAAAAAAAUUGUCAUGCCAGUACUCCUUUGAGAAGUCUUUACGUGUGACUGGCGUAUUGGUGUCGCAAAGCCAGCUACUUGAUGAACAACGUGCGUGUUCGCUUGAACUACCAGUGCAGAUGCCGAGAAAGUUUUCCAAGAGCUUGCAACCUCCUCUUGGCUGUUGUGUUGAACUUUUGUUCAGCUUUGUGCUUUUCACUUCUUACGGUACUGGUAAAGUUUCAUUUUUGUUUGUGCAAUUACCUAUGUAUAAAUUGUGCUGUCCUAAAAUUGUUUGUCUCUUGUGAGGUGGAUUAGUUUGUUUCGUCGAGGUUGCAUUGCAGAGUCAAUACAAGUUUUUUCUACGUGCACAUGUUGGUGGGAUGUGCUUUUUUUUGUGUCUCCCCACAUUGCCGGUCUGGCUGUAUUUUUAGGUGUACCAUACUGAAGCAAACAACGUGUCUGAAGUUGUAGCCAUUUCAAGGGUCGCAAGCAUAUUCGAAGCUUAAUAUAAUAUAAAGCAGCAUGUUUUACUUUAACACUUUUUCAUAUGCUUCAGGGUAACUUGUGUGGAAACAGUGCAACAAAAUAAGGAUUAAGAAAGGGAGAAAAUGUGGCACCAGUUUCUUGCGAAGUCGUAAAUUUUUUGUGCCAUUUUCCUGUAAAUUUUUUACUGAUUAGCCCAAGCUUGUACUUUGUUCGUUGAAGUUGACACCUGAGAUGCUUCCAUGCUUGCUUAGUAACUCAUAAGCCUAAAAGUGUGACCACUUCUGCUUCAUAAUGAUUAAGUAAAUGUGCCUCUCAUCACAUGUGAUUAGGUUAAAAAAAAAAAAUGAAAGUGCUAGCUGAUGUGGGCGGGAGCUCACUCAUUUCAGAGUGGUCACACAAAAGCGACUUCCUUUGCACAUGGUCAAGGUGAGAACAGAGUAGCUAGUUAACAAGCGAGAUAACCACUGCGAUUGUUUCAAAAAGCUAGAAGUGUAAAUGUAGCUGUGAAUGUUCCCAUAUUACCAAACCGUCUGGUUUCAUUGAUAUUUUCCAACUGCCGCUAUGUCCGAGUGGUCGGUUUGUGUCUUACUUAAAGCAUCCCUCCUAUGCUUUUAUGUUGAGGUGGGUAAGGAAGGCAGCAUGGAAGCAUCUGAUGUUCAAGGUUUGAGAGCGUCCAUAAACUCGACCCAUUAGACAGAUGUGCUCACUACUGUCGUGAGCACAUGGUCUCUUAAGAAGGCUUAUUCAGUUGAGAGUCGACUGCCCUUAGAAACUUCCCAAGCAACCUUCAUAAUGUGAACGUGCAUAAUGUUAUCAUUACUGUUCAUGUGUACGAGUUUGCCACUCGCGAUUUCUAAGCCGACACCCGACACUUUCUUUGUGCACUGCCUUUGACUAUUCCACUGUGCGUGUGUCGAAGGCAUACUGUUUGAAUGAAAACGUAGCUCCCCACUUUGCUAGGAGGAGCAAUGCACAAUAGGGACUGAACUCGGUCUGCAUGUGUUCCUAGACGAGAACAUGCAGGUUUCUAAAGGUAAGGUUUGUUGUGUGUAAUUGUACAGUGCAGUACGCUGUUAAACGAAACGCCAUAAAUGUGCGGCUAUCACUUUGCCAGUGCGCGAGCUGCAAGUAUCAACUGAAGUUGUGUCCAGACAUUGCGUAUGUGUGUAAGGUUGCUAGCACCAUUACCCAUCAGUCGCUUGUGCCGAUACCACGCAGUUGUACAUUUAACGGAAAGUAAAAUUCAAAACGACUUCGCACCCAUUCCUUUAACAAUGUCCCUUGAACAAUGACUCUUACUGUAUGUCCCGAAAGCACCCAAACACACUUGUUUUAGAGAACCUUUUCGGCACGCCAUUUAUUGCAAAAAACAAGGUUGAACUAAUUCUUUUUUACUAUCCCUUGUUGACUCAGAACAAUGGUAAAAUGGCAGUUUGUGAUUGUGUGCUCCGUGAUGCUUACGAUUACUGCUUACUGGAAAUGACGUUCCUUGUUUCUUUGUCACUGUAGCAGUAUGUGUUUUGUGUACUUUGUGCGUCAUCUUCAGUUCACUGCCUUUGUAACGAGACUUGAGUACUACAGAAGUCUAUGUUCAGUACUGUUUUGUUGUCCUUUAAGGUUUAUGUCGUUAGUGGUCAUUAGUAAAGGUACACUUGCCAGCCAAAUUGCUGAUCUGCUUUUAUACCUCAUGUCAUUUUCCACCAAUCCCCCAGGAGACAUAACUUCACAAAAUGAAAUCGAGUACGCUUAACAAUGACGCUGCGGAUAACUUAGCAUAGCUGGGAUAUGCCAGCUGUGCUAUUGGAAAACCAGGCAGGCACAUAUGCGGGAGCACAGGCACUAGCUAUUCGAGGCAUGCUGUGAUGCCGUCUUGUCGUAAUCGGUGCAUAAACCAUUUCAACUGAAAGUUCUGAGCACCAGUGGCCUGAACUAAAAGGCCAGAAACCUUAUGCGAAACACCACAUGGAAUGGGCCGGCUGCACUUGCAAGCUAAUGCUUCCAAAUAGCUCCGGUGUGACUGAUCUGCUUUUAUGGCAUCCCUGAAUACGUUAAGAAAUCAUUAAAUGUGUUGUCUCCAUCACAACCUCAAGGGCUCUCACCAUCUGUCCAGCAAAUCCUGAAGACCAUUGCAUAACAACCUCCGGGUGUUAUGACUAAACUUAGUGUCGUGACAUGUCAGCACUAGGGCUCCUGCUUGCCCUCUGGUCUUCUGAUGCUACAGUGAAACAAAGUUGUAACACUGUUGUGCACGAAAUGAAACAAAUUCAUUGUAUUCACUAGUUCUUAUAUAACUGCAAUUUCAUCACAUACUGAUAUCGGCAGAAACGUUCGGUUUGCUAUAUUACGCCCAAUAAUUUGUUUUAUUUGUUCUUAUUAUACAGUCAAACCCGGGCAUAUCAAAUCUGAAGGGGAUCACAAAAAGUUUUAUAUAUAGGUAGUUCGAUAUAUAAAAUAUUUUGUGUAUUGAAAACAUUUCAAAGGGAUUUUACGAUUGUUUGACAUACACAGUAAUUAGUUAUAUGUGGGUUCGAUAUAUGCGGGUUUGACUCUAUGUCUACGAAAGUGUGUAUCUGCUUCUGUAAUGUGUGCCGUCGUCCUGUUCUCUGUGCUGAGGGUUAAUUUGUAAGUGUAGUCGAUGAAAUUUAUAUAGCGUGAACAGAGCUGUCGAACACAGUGUCUCAUCGCUGAUUGUAGAGUCUGGAUAUUGAAGUUUUCUUACAGGAUUCCAAGUUUCCUCCCACUUCGUGCAGUGCCCCGUUGAGUUUGUCGCAAGAGUUAGAAGAGGAGGUGGUGGAAACCCUAUGCAGUGUUGGAGCGUAUCAGCGUGAUGAUACUGUGCUGUCUCUUUCUACGUGGUCACCUAGGCUAAGCGCAAGGACAGUUUUGCCACGAACUUCAUUUUUUGCUAAGCACUUUGAUCACUGACUGGGACUGUGUAUUAAAAAAGAUGACCGCAAGGUUUUCUUCAGUAAAA